AUGGCCACCUGUCAAAGCAUCAACUCCGCGCCCCCACCUGCCCCCACCGUCUGCAGCAAGCGGAUUGCAUUCGACAUGAUCUGUGUAAACUUCGCCGCGCCCGGUGGAUGGGUACACAACGUCUGCAUCUUGCACAGUGGAAGCUCUUGCCUUCGUCUCCCACGACUCCAAUGUCACGCUGGUCCACCCCAGCGGUCCCGACGCAGCUCCCCAUGUGAUCCAUGUCAUCAACCUCCCCAUGCAAUCUAUGUCAUUAAGCUCCCGAGUCUGCCCUUCAUCUUGCUCAGCUUCUGCUCCGAGACUAAGCUUGUCGCUGCCGGCCACAACUCUCAACCAAUGCUCUUCCAGGGCAACCUUGAGGCCAGCUGGCAGCUUGUCAAGACCCUCGACGAGAGAACGAGCGCCUCCGCAUCCGCACAGGACAAGUCAAUGGCCGCCGCCGGUAUUGGCCGGCUGAACAACGAAGCCUUUAACCUCUUCUGUUUCGCCAACUCUCGCGGCCUCACGUGCUCCAUCAAAGGCGCCGCCACAUCCGCAAACCGCACCGGCGUCGACACCGUCCAUUCUAACACUACCACCAGCAUUUGUAACUUUUCCAGCCAACCCGACGCCGUCACCCAUCUCAGUACCUCCGGCUUCAACAGUAAGCUCGUCUUCUGGGAUCUUAACCGCGGCGGCGCUGAUGGGAUCACCAAAGCCAUGAGUAGCAUGCAAGUCUGA
Molecule: messenger RNA, 720 nt
Organism: Puccinia triticina
Lineage: Eukaryota; Fungi; Basidiomycota; Pucciniomycetes; Pucciniales; Pucciniaceae
Exons: 2
Coding region: 1-720 (239 amino acids)
Biological process (GO): Arp2/3 complex-mediated actin nucleation
Cellular component (GO): Arp2/3 protein complex; actin cytoskeleton
Molecular function (GO): actin filament binding
Source: RefSeq, a predicted model, not a curated record